AUGGAGAUUUCGUCGGAAAACAUCUCCAAACAAGGCUCCAUUCAGAAAGGAGGCCUUAGAACUAUGCCUUUUAUCAUAGUGAAUGAGGCAUUCGAAAGGGUGGCGAGUGUGGGAUUACGAGCAAACAUGAUCUUGUACCUUAAAAACGAAUAUCACUUGAGCAAUGCAACUGGAGCAAACAUCAUGUUCUUAUGGGGAGCCAUCUCCAAUUUCAUGCCUACUUUGGGCGCUUUUCUUUCGGAUUCAUAUUUGGGACGUUUUCGCGUCAUUGCAAUAGGAUCAACCAUUUCUCUAACCGGAAUGACUAUGGUGUGGUUAACCGCGGUCUUUCCAACAGCAAGGCCGGAUCAUUGUGAUCCUCGGAUUGAAAGUUGUACCAAACCACACGAAGCCCAGAUCGCGCUUCUCUUCCUAUCUUUCGCCAUAAUGUCUAUAGGGUCAGGUGGGAUUCGGCCAUGUUCUCUAGCUUUUGGUGCGGACCAGUUUGAUCGGCCUGAAAACACAGAAAACGCGAAAAUCUUGCAGCGUUUUUUCAACUGGUACUAUGCUUCGGUCGGGAUUUCGGUGAUGAUAUCUGUGACGGUUAUCGUUUAUAUCCAAACCGUCAAAGGUUGGAUUCUGGGAUUUGGAGUUCCAGCUGCACUAAUGUUGUUCUCAACUGUCAUGUUUUUCAUGGGUUCCUCUCUUUAUAUCAAAGUGAAGGCAAACAAGAGCUUGUUCACUGGUUUUUUUCAAGUUGCUGCAGCAUCUUUCAAGAACAAACAUCUUGUUUUUCCACCCACGACUUCCGACGGAUUGUUCCAUCACAAAAAGGGUUCCACGAUUCGUGUUCCGUCCGACAAAAUUCGAUUCUUGAACAAAGCUUGCAUACUAAGGAACCCAGAAAAGGAUCUAACUCCGACCGGAUCAGCGGUGGACCCAUGGAGCCUGUGCACCGUGAAGCAAGUCGAAGAAUUCAAGGCCCUAAUCAAAGUAAUCCCGAUAUGGUCCGCCAGCAUAAUGAUCGCAGUGACCGUAAGCCAACACUCCUUCCCAGUGCUCCAAGCCAACUCGAUGGACCGCCACGUGAUCGGAACCUUCAAGAUCCCACCAGGCUCCUUUGACGUUUUCACGUUACUAACUUUAACCAUUUGGGUCGCCCUUUACGACCAACUUCUAGUCCGUCAAAUCUCCAAACUCACAAAGCGACCCGAAGGUCUGAGCCUAAAACAACGAAUGGGAAUCGGGCUAUUCCUAUCGUGCCUUAGCAUGGCAGUGUCGGCAAUGGUGGAACGAAAGAGACGAAACGCAGCUAUUAGCCAAGGACUUUCGAGGGACCCACUUGGGGUGGUUAACAUGUCAGCAUUCUGGCUAGUUCCACAACAUUGUUUGCUUGGAUUAGCGGAGGCUUUCAAUGCAAUAGGGCAAAUAGAGUUCUAUUACUCUCAGUUUCCAAAGAGUAUGACUAGCAUCGGUGUGGCUCUAUUUGCGCUCGGAUUGGCGGUUGGGAACCUAGUUGCGAGCCUAAUCGUGGGAGUCGUGAAUGAGUACUCGAAACACGGAGGAGGAGUGAGUUGGGUUUCGAAUAAUUUGAACCAAGGUCACUAUGAUUAUUACUAUUGGGUUAUUGCCAUUUUGAGUGUAGCAAAUUUCUUCUACUUCUUAGGUUGUAGUUGGGCUUAUGGUCCUUGUGAUGAAACAAAGCAUUGGGAUGAAGAAGAAGAAGAAGAAGAAGAAGAAGAAGAAAAGGAGGUUCAAGAGGAGACAUUUGUUAGAGGGUCUUCUUCUCCAAUGCAUCAUAGGGUUUAG
Cynara cardunculus var. scolymus (artichoke) is the source of this 1788-nucleotide messenger RNA. RefSeq names its product protein NRT1/ PTR FAMILY 1.1-like. NCBI's taxonomy places the organism in Eukaryota, Viridiplantae, Streptophyta, Magnoliopsida, Asterales, Asteraceae. Bases 1 to 1788 code for a protein of 595 amino acids. The record is from RefSeq and is a predicted model, not a curated record. Gene Ontology annotation, biological process: oligopeptide transport; transmembrane transport. Gene Ontology annotation, cellular component: plasma membrane. Gene Ontology annotation, molecular function: transmembrane transporter activity. The transcript has 4 exons.